CGGGGCAGCGCCGGGGCCGGCGCCGAGCGGGCCUGGUUUGGAUUUUCCAAGGACCUGAGAAGCACCAGGAGCAGGCAGGACUGGCCCCAGGAGUGAGUGUUUGCAGAGCCCAGGGAGGCUCUCGCAGACUUCAGCAGCCUGCUCAACACUCGGUGAAUUAGAGAAAGUGACUCCCAGAGCACCUUGGCUGUAUGAACUCUUGAGCUGUCAGGGGACUGAGAGGCUUAUGAAGAGGUUCUGUCAGGCAAAACAGUGCUUAGCAAAGACACCAAGGAGGAGGGAAAAGGAGAAAGGGAGGGAGAGAGAGCUGAAAUACUAACAAACCAUGAGAUCGAUCCGAUCUUUUGCUAACGAUGACCGCCACGUAAUGGUGAAACAUUCAACCAUUUAUCCAUCUCCAGAGGAGCUUGAAGCUGUCCAGAACAUGGUCUCAACAGUAGAAUGUGCCCUUAAGCAUGUCUCUGACUGGAUGGAUGAAAAGAACAAGUCUGCAAAGUGUGAGGGUGAUGUGGAAGCCAAGGAGGAAGCUGCAGAAGGCAGUGCCAAGGAUCAAGGUGGUCGGACAUUAUGUGGCGUUAUGAGAAUUGGCUUGGUUGCAAAGGGCUUGCUGAUCAAAGAUGAUAUGGAUCUGGAGCUGGUUCUCAUGUGCAAAGAAAAACCCACAAAGUCCUUGUUAUGUAUUGUUAAAGACAAUCUCCCAGCUCAAAUUCAGAAACUUACAGAAGAGAAGUAUCUGGUGGAGGAGCAUGUAAAUGAGGCAGCUAUUGUUAUCCAUAACACAAAGGAGCCCAAGCUCACUUUGAAGGUGAUACUCACAUCCCCUCUCAUCCGAGAUGAAGCAGAGAAGAAGGAAGGAGUAGAUAAUGUUGCGAUGAAAGAUCCUCCGGACUUAUUGGACAGGCAGAAAUGCCUGGAGGCCUUGGCGUCUCUGCGGCACGCCAAAUGGUUUCAGGCCAGGGCAAAUGGACUAAAAUCAUGUGUAAUUGUUCUUCGUAUUCUGCGGGAUUUGUGCAACAGAGUCCCCACAUGGGCACCGCUGAAAGGCUGGCCACUCGAGCUUAUAUGUGAAAAAUCUAUAGGUACUUGUAAUAGACCUUUGGGCGCUGGGGAAGCAUUGCGACGAGUGAUGGAGUGUUUGGCAUCUGGAAUUCUGCUUCCUGGGGGCCCGGGGCUGCACGACCCCUGCGAGCGCGAGCCCACGGACGCUUUGUCUUACAUGACAGUUCAGCAAAAAGAAGCCAUUACACACAGUGCUCAGCACGCGCUCAGAUUAUCAGCCUUUGGGCAAAUCUAUAAAGUUUUGGAAAUGGAUCCCCUCCCAUCAAAUAAAUCAUUUCAGAAAUAUUCCUGGUCAGUAACUGACAAAGAAGGUACAGGCUCAUCUGCUCUGAAGAGACCGUUUGAAGACAGUGUUGGGGAUGAUAAAGAUCCAAAUAAAAAGAUGAAGCGUAAUCUGAGGAAAAUACUAGAUAGUAAAGCAAUAGAUCUCAUGAAUGCUCUGAUGAGGCUGAACCAAAUCAGGCCAGGGCUUCAGUAUAAGCUGCUGUCACAGUCUGGUCCAGUCCAUGCCCCAGUCUUCACAAUGUCUGUAGAUGUUGAUGGUACGACUUAUGAAGCAUCAGGACCUUCUAAGAAAACAGCCAAGCUCCAUGUGGCAGUGAAGGUUUUACAAGCAAUGGGGUAUCCAACAGGUUUCGAUGCAGAUGUGGAGUGUGUAAGUUCUGAUGAAAAAUCAGAUACUGAAGGUAAAAAUGAAACAACGUCUUCAAUCUCAAGCAAUAAUAAUACAGGCAAUUCCACAGCUGACACCUCCACUACCCUAGAGGUAAGAACUCAGGGUCCCAUACUCACAGCAAGUGGCAAAAACCCGGUGAUGGAGCUCAAUGAGAAGAGAAGAGGUCUGAAGUAUGAGCUCAUCUCCGAGACAGGGGGAAGCCAUGACAAGCGCUUUGUGAUGGAGGUAGAAGUAGAUGGGCAGAAGUUCAGAGGUGCAGGCCCAAACAAGAAAGUAGCAAAAGCAAGUGCUGCACUAGCAGCACUUGAAAAACUGUUUUCUGGGCCUAAUGCAGCAAAUAACAAGAAAAAGAAGAUUCUUCCUCAGACUAAAGGGGUUGUCAAUACAGCUGUUUCUGCAGCAGUCCAGGCUGUUCGAGGCAGAGGACGAGGUGCUUUAACACGAGGGGCAUUUGUUGGGGCAGCUGCUGCUACUGGAUACAUAACACCAGGCUAUGGAGCACCCUAUGGAUACAGCACAGCGGCACCAGCCUACGGUACGUACAGCCCUGUAAUUAACAUGUUUGAAAUUAUGCAGAAACUGUUGUGGCAGUCCAAAUGUGGCAGUCUGAGGAGAAAUUCAAAGAGAUUUAAGCUCUUAAACCAUGACAACACCACUUUUAUGCCAUAACCUUGUGGUUCUUUUUUGGUUGGAGUAGCUUUUUGCCUCUGCUUUGCCUGGUCUGUGGAAGGACUGCUUGUUCUAAUUGCCUGUUCCCUUCAUACUGGAACCCAGUCAAAGUAGUUCCCUUACUUUUUACAGCCAGUCUGUGCUCCAUUCAAAGACUACCGAAGGGCCUAUUUCAGCAUCUCUGACCCAGAUUUAGCUAAAUGGCAUUACAGUGGCAUUGGUGAAAUGUUUGUCCCCAAGUGUAAGUGACUUGUGGACAAAGCUCCCUUAAUGCUGUCAACUCUUUGAAGUCUAUGGGCAAAUACCUCCACCACUGCUUGGGACACCAGGAUGGGGUUGGGUAGUUGGUACUGGUAGCAAUCAGUCUGUGAGGCAGCCAGGACACGGUCAUUUGCCACAAUGCUCUUCACUAUGAAACAUGUUCUAUUAGGCUGGCAAAGCACUGGUUUCAUGGAGAUUGUUAAAUGAGCUGAUAACCAGAGAGCUGUAUUGGAAGGGUUUUUCUUAACUCAGCUUCUCCCUCCCCACUGGCUUGUUUUACGCUGGACUAACAAUGCAUUCCUCUAACCGGCCCUUUUGGUUACUUUGAAUGAGGUUUAUGUGGCAAUGGGAGCAGGGUACUUUGGAGUCAGUGAUAUGUCCUGGCACACACAGUGUGAGCCCACCAAGACAAGUCCCCCCAGCCUCUGCUGUGGCAAGGACCGGUGAGUCUGCUGCUCAAAUCACCGCCAUGUUUCAAGGCCUGGCAUUUUUCAUAUGGGAAACUUCUGCUUUUUAGCAUUUGUAAUAAGUCAUUCCUCCCAAAUCUGUCUAACUUGGGCAAUACCAACUCCCCUGGUAUCAUUAUAAAAGUUAAAAAUAUUUUGAAAUGUCAAUUACCUGACUUUUCUAGAGGUAUGAGCCUCCAGCAGGGCAAAAAUGCUGCUGCUUUAUGGGAAAAGUUUGCUUUGCCUGACUGGGACCAGCUGGUCCAGUUCUGUCCCGAGAGGGAGAAUGGGCCCACGGGCUGUGCUCAGUGUGGAAUUCUGCCCCCAGAACUGGAAUAACCUCUCUGGUUUUACACCUGCUGACUGGCCCCGUGCUCUGACAGCAGGGCUGUCCCAUGGAGUGUUGUCCUUUGUGGUGCACCACACAAGGAACAGCAACACGUUUUCUCAGAGAAAAAUGAGAGGAAAUUUAGUUUGGGGUAUAGAUUUUUUUUAAAACCCCUUGGUUCUUUUCAAGCAUCAGUCUCAGAGUGCAACUAGGAUUACUGGUAUCUGCAUGUCUGUGUUUUUACAAGCAGUGACAUAGUGUAACAUGAGGAAUCCUUUCCCUGCUGAAGGCAGGAAUACAACUGUUACCAAGUUUCCUUGCAGCUUUUCUUGCUUUUUUCAUUCAUUCCUCUGGGACUUUUUUUUCUUUGGUUUGUUUUUUUUUUUUCUCAUUAUACCUAUUUUGAGAGCUGGAUUUUAAGCACUUAGCUGUAUAUAUGACAUAUCACUGACUUCAAAGCAUUGUGUAAUUGGAUUGCCCCCAUUUUUCACAUAAAGAGUUUCUGUUCUUAAUGUCUUAUGAUUGUGAUGCAAAGUUCUGGGAUAAUGCUUUUUGGCUGUAAGGUAAACAUGUCUCUUUGCCUUUGUAAGCUGUUGCAUGUUGGGAAACUUCACUUUGAUCAUCUGGUGCUCUGGAAUACCUGCUGUUGCUGCUUUGUGAUUUCUAAAUGGAUACAUAGGUUAAAUACUAGAAUUUAAAUAGGCAAGAUGAAAAAACCAAACAAACGUUUAAUUGUGCAGAAGUUUGUGAGGCCACAAGAACUCUAAAAUAAUAAUGAAAUCAGGCAGAUGUCAAUCUUUCCAGAUUUACUCCUUCAACACAGGAGAGGAAAUGCAGAAUAAGGAAGCAGAUGCAGAAUUUACUGUAGGUGCUUGAUUUUUUGGCUGACCUACCUGGAUGCUGACCAAAACUGCUGAACAGUUUCCCUGUGAGUUGUAUUUUAUGCACAGCAGUGCCUGUCUAGAAUAUCUGCAAUUGCAACUGGCCUGUGAAAUUACCUCAACAUAGAACAAGCUAGUAGAGAUUAAUUAAGAUUAUGAAAUAGAGCUUCAAGUCUAAAUACACACUCUGCUUUUGAGACUAUCACUUCCUUGAAUUCUAUCAAACACCAGGACAAAAAUAAAGCAGACUUUAAGCUAUAGCCAUCUGUCUGAAAUAGUGCAAAGUGGUGAAGUGUUACUGUUUAUGGGACUCUGCACCCUGACAUCACAUUGACUGACUGAUCUGGAAAAGGUUAAUGAGAACACUACUGUAAAGCUCUUAUCUGACUUUCUUGGCUUGCUGAACUUAUUUGGAGUCCUCUCCCUUUCUUCUCUCUGUAGGUUUACCCAAGAGAAUGGUUCUGUUACCAGUUAUGAAAUUCCCAACUUACCCCGUUCCCCACUACUCAUUCUUUUAGCACAUGGCAGAAGCUAAUUCCUAUUGAUUGAACAACACAGUACAGUACAGAAUGUUAGAAGAAAAAAAGCCUUUUUAUCCUGUUUUCUUUGAACACAUACUUGAGCAAGGUCAUUUGUAAAGAAACAUCUUUUUCCUACUUUUUGAUUUUAACAAAAUGCAAAUUUAGUUCUCUAAAACUUGAAAAAAAAAUGUUCUGUGAAAUGUUACCUCAUUUUCAAAUAACUUAUACCAGCCUUCUGUUAUAGGGAAGAAGUAGAAGCUUAAAUCUUAACGUUUUAAAUGAAGUAUCCGAUUAUGUAAAAUUAAAUUUGUGAAGGAUGUAUAGAAUAUAAAACACUGAUCACAAAUAAACUGUUUUGUUGUAACACAA
This is a messenger RNA of Cinclus cinclus, 5210 nucleotides long. RefSeq names its product spermatid perinuclear RNA binding protein (gene STRBP). The record is from RefSeq and is a predicted model, not a curated record. The coding region runs from base 326 to 2404 and encodes 692 amino acids. Gene Ontology annotation, cellular component: precatalytic spliceosome. The transcript is spliced from 18 exons. Gene Ontology annotation, molecular function: single-stranded RNA binding; double-stranded RNA binding. NCBI's taxonomy places the organism in Eukaryota, Metazoa, Chordata, Aves, Passeriformes, Cinclidae.